Lytechinus variegatus (green sea urchin) is the source of this 2651-nucleotide messenger RNA. RefSeq names its product calpain-A-like. Gene Ontology annotation, molecular function: calcium-dependent cysteine-type endopeptidase activity; calcium ion binding. Bases 169 to 2280 code for a protein of 703 amino acids. The record is from RefSeq and is a predicted model, not a curated record. Gene Ontology annotation, biological process: proteolysis. Gene Ontology annotation, cellular component: cytoplasm. Lineage: Eukaryota; Metazoa; Echinodermata; Echinoidea; Temnopleuroida; Toxopneustidae. The transcript is spliced from 21 exons.
CGUUUCCAUGCUGAGCGAGCUAGCCGAACCGUACUUGCUUGGCUAUGAUUCCUUGCCUGUUCGCUGACAAGGGUGCCCGAAGUGAAGUGGACCGAGCUGAAGAUUUAAGCUGAGGAGCAGGUUUUGGAUUUUUUUUUCUGGGAAAUACAAAGGAGCUAGAAUUCCAUCAUGAGUUCCACGAAGAAGAUGAUACAACAGGGGUCGCAAUAUGACCAGCUCCUGAGACAAUGCAGGAGCAGCGGCACUCUGUUUGAGGACCCCUACUUUCCUGCAGUUGAUGAAAGUAUUUUCUACACUCAGAAACCGCCAAGGCCAUUUGUAUGGAAGCGACCUAGGGACAUUUGUGCGAAUCCUCAGCUUUUCGUAGGUGGCACCAGUCGAUUUGACGUUGAACAGGGACAGCUAGGUGACUGUUGGUUUCUGGCUGCUACAGCUGGUCUGUCUCUGGAUGAUUAUCUCCUCCAGAAGGUGAUUCCCCCUGACCAGAACUUCAAUCUGGGAAUCGUCAAGUUCAACUUCUGGUACUAUGGCAAAUGGAUUACCAUUGUCGUUGAUGACAGGCUACCCACAUACAAUGACAAACUCGUCUUUGUGCACUCCAAGGAUCAAAAUGAGUUCUGGAGUGCCCUCCUGGAGAAGGCUUAUGCCAAGCUCCAUGGCUCCUACGAAUGCUUGAAGGGUGGCAACGUUAUCGAGGCCAUGGAAGACUUCACAGGUGGAGUCUCUGAAUCCAUUGAGCUGAAACAGAACCCACCCAAGAAUCUCUUCCGUGUUCUGAAAAUAGCGUAUGACAGAGAUUCGCAGUUGGGCUGCUCCAUCAAUGCUAAACCAGGAGAAACAGAGGCCAAGGUAGGGCUUGGACUGAUUGCUGGACAUGCCUACACCAUCACAGACGUUCAAAAGGCAAAAUUUUCUUCAGGUAGGGAGGUGAAGUUGAUCAGGAUUCGCAACCCAUGGGGUCAGGGCGAAUGGGAAGGAGCUUGGAGUGAUGGAUCCAAUGAGUGGAGAAAUGUAUCUCAACAGGAACGUACUAGGCUUGGACUGGUCUCCAAUGAUGAUGGGGAAUUCUGGAUGGAAUUCAGUGACUUUAUGAGGUAUUAUGAUAGGGUUGACAUAUGUCACCUGGGUGCAGACACCAUGACUGGCAAGAAAAAGAAGAAGUGGCAAGUUACCUCACAUGACGGCAAAUGGCAAAGAGGAUGCACAGCUGGAGGAUGCCGUAACUUUCCCGACACAUUCUGGAUCAAUCCUCAGAUUGAACUCGUUUUGGAGGAGGAAGAUGACGACGAUGAUUUUGGAGAUGGAGAGGAAGAUCCCGUACAAAAGGGGAAAGGUUCUACCUUCCUCGUCGCCCUCAUGCAGAAGAACAGACGAGAGAUGCGUAAGAUGGGUGUUGACAACCUCACCUGUGGUUUUGCAAUUUACCAGGUUGAUGGCUCCUUUAAUGCCUCAGUUGGACUCCCGAAGGACCACUUCCUGUACAAUGCAUCUACAGCUCGAUCACCAACAUUCACCAACACUCGUGAGGUAAGCGGAAGAUUCAAACUCCCACCAGGACGCUAUGUGAUCCUUCCUUCGACCUUUGAACCCAACCAAGAAGGCGACUUCCUCUUGCGUAUCUUUUCCAUGAAGGUGGCUAAAGGAGUGACCGUUAACCAACAGUCUAGCAUGGAUAUCAAACCUCAGCAGAAUGUAAAGGCAGCCUCGGAUCCAUAUGUUGCUCCCAGUGCCCCCGUCAAGCCACUUCCAGCUCAGGAUGAGGCGCAGACUGCCAAAUUCCGAGAGUUCUUCAAGAAGCUCACAGGGGAUGAUAUGGAAGUGGACGCCUGGGAACUGCAGGAGAUCUUAAACGCAGCCCUCAAACGAGAUCUCCGAGGGGAAGAUGACGAGCUUCAGGGCGGUGGAUUCAGCCUGGAAUCUUGCAAGAGUAUGGUUGCUCUUACCGAUGAUGAUCGAUCUGGCAAACUUGGAUUUGAAGAGUUCAGGGAACUUUGGCAGAACAUCAGUGUUUGGAAGGCUGUUUUUAAGAAGUAUGAUACUGACAACUCUGGAACAUUCAAUGGAUAUGAAUUGAGGAGUGCACUCACAUCGCUUGGAUUCAAACUGAGCAACGAAACUUUCAGUGCUCUGAUUUUGCGUUAUGCUGAUAAGAGGGGUAUGAUUACAUUUGACUCCUUCAUCGGUGCUGCCAUCAAGCUCAAGUAUAUGUUCACAUCCUAUUCAAGCUCUCGUGGCAAUUUUGGAUUAGAUGAGUUCCUGAUGUUGAGUCUCUACUCUUAGACCAGAUGAGGAUUAGGAGGAGUGAGCUUGGAUGGAGACAAAUUAUUAUCAGGGUCAAAGGUCAUCAUGGUCAUUACAGACCGAGUCAUGUCUCUCACACAUUGGGGAUAAUACAUCAUGUUUUAUAAAAGUCAAAAGGAAACUCUUUAUAUCGAUAGCAAAGCCAAUGUUUUUCAUAUGUAAUAUGAUUAUAUUGAUUAUAAUGCAAUUAAUUAUUAGGUCACAGAAAGGAGUGUAGCUUAUCUAAUAGAAUAUGAAUAGACAUAGAAUUUGUCUAGCUAUCACAAAAAUUUCUAAAAAUGUAUUUAUGUGUCUUAUUACCCACAUGUGUAGGUGAUUUAUCUGGUGUAAUACCAUUGAAUUUCAGUGAA